Aphanomyces astaci is the source of this 3718-nucleotide messenger RNA. Its product is annotated as pyruvate carboxylase. Gene Ontology annotation, molecular function: ATP binding; pyruvate carboxylase activity; metal ion binding. The transcript has 2 exons. Gene Ontology annotation, biological process: pyruvate metabolic process; gluconeogenesis. Gene Ontology annotation, cellular component: cytoplasm. The record is from RefSeq and is a predicted model, not a curated record. The coding region runs from base 40 to 3594 and encodes 1184 amino acids. Lineage: Eukaryota; Oomycota; Saprolegniomycetes; Saprolegniales; Verrucalvaceae.
CUUGACGCGCGGAGCUCAGACGACGACAUCUCUAGCACCAUGUACCGUCGCCUGCAGCACAUCAAGCCAAAGCCCGCGCAGCACAGCAUGCUCUCGCGUGAUAUGAGUCACAUCCGCAAGCUCAUGGCGGCGAACCGAGGGGAGAUCGCCACACGCAUCAUGCGUGCCGGGAACGAACUCGGCAUCCGCACCGUCGGCAUCUUUUCGGCCGAAGAUCGGUUCACUCAACAUCGAUACAAGGCCGACGAGUCGUUCUUGGUGGGAAAGGGCAAGAGCCCUGUCGCGGCGUACUUGGACAUUGACAGCAUUGUGAAAAUCGCCAAGGACAACCACGUCGACGCGGUCCAUCCCGGGUAUGGCUUUUUGUCGGAAAACGUCGACUUUGCCAGAAAGUGCGCGGCGAAUGGCAUUACAUUUGUGGGGCCGACGCCGGAGAACUUGGCAACGUUUGGGGAUAAGACGGCGGCGCGUGAGAUCGCGAUCAAGCACAACGUUCCGGUCGUGCCUGGGACAGAUGGCCCAGUGUCGUCGUUGGAGCAAGCGCGCAAGUUCAUCGACUCGGGCGUGGGGUACCCAGUGAUCAUCAAGGCAAGCAUGGGCGGUGGCGGCAAGGGCAUGCGCGUCGUGCAUAACGCCGCAGAGUUGGAAGCCAACUUUUUGCGCGCGAGUUCCGAGGCGUUGGCGGCCUUCGGCGACGGCACCGUGUUCAUUGAACGGUAUGUGUACAAGCCUCGGCACAUUGAAGUGCAGAUUUUGGGGGAUGGCAAGGGCAACGUGGUGCAUUUGUACCAUCGCGACUGCUCGGUCCAGCGCCGCCAUCAGAAAGUGCUGGAGACGGCGCCGGCGGUGGGCCUUUCCAAGGAAGUCGAAGCCGCCAUGAUCAACGACGCCGUGCGUCUCACGUCCGCGGCCAAGUACAAGAACGCGGGAACGGUCGAGUUUCUCGUGGACAAGGAAGGACGUCACUACUUUAUCGAGGUGAACCCGCGCAUCCAAGUCGAGCACGUGAUCACGGAAGAGAUCACGGGCAUCGAUUUGGUUCAGAGCCAGAUCCGCAUUGCCAACGGCGACUCGUUUGAGAGUCUGGGGCUGGUCCAGGACAAAAUCAGCGUCCGCGGCCACGCCAUGCAGUGCCGCGUGACGACGGAGAACCCCGCGCUCGACUUUCAGCCCGACUCGGGGGUGAUCGAAGUGUUUCGGUCGGCUGGGGGCAUGGGCAUCCGUCUGGACGACGGCCCCGGCUUUGUCGGCGCGCACAUCACGCCGCAUUACGACUCGCUGCUGGUCAAAGUCACCGCGCACGCCCUCAAGCGCGAAGAUUGCGUGCGGAAACUCAAGCGCGCGCUCUCCGAGUUCCGCGUGCGCGGGGUCACGACCAACACGAGCUUCCUGCAGCACGUGCUCGCGCACCCCGACUUUGUCCGCGGGCACGUCGACACAUCGUUCAUUGCCGACAAUCCGCACUUGGUCGCCGCGUCCAAGUCGACCAACCGCGGCCAAAAGAUGCUCCGAUACAUUGGUAACACCAUCGUGAACGGCCCUGAGAAGGAUUUGGGCGCCACGGGUCCCGCCCCCAGCGCCAUGGACCCCCUCGUUCCCGUGCUCUCGGCGCCGUCGGCCCCCCGCGUCGGCAAGUCACUGCGUCAGAUUUACGCAUCGGAAGGCCCGGCUGCGUUUGCCAAAGCUGUUCGCGACCACAAGGGGUUGCUCUUGACCGACACGACGUGGCGGGACGCGCACCAGUCGUUGCUGGCGACGCGAGUCCGCACGCGGGAUUUGGAAGCGAUUGCGCCGGCGACGGCGAUCGCCCUUCGCGACGCGUACUCGAUCGAAAUGUGGGGCGGCGCCACGUUCGACGUGAGCAUGCGCUUCCUCCGUGAAGACCCGUGGGAGCGCCUCGCCAACCUCCGCGCCCUCGUGCCGGACGUUCCGUUCCAGAUGCUCCUGCGCGGGGCCAACGCCGUCGGGUACACGAGCUACCCCGACAACGUCGUGUUCAAGUUUUGCGAAAAGGCGCAGCAGACCGGCAUGGACGUGUUCCGCGUGUUCGACUCUCUCAACUACGUGGAAAACAUGCGCCUGGGCAUCGACGCCGUGGGUGCGUCCGGCGGGAUCAUCGAGGCGGUGGUGUGCUACACGGGCGACGUGUCCGACCCUGACCGCGGUCCGUACAACCUCGACUAUUACCUCAACUAUACGCGGCAACUGGUCGACCUCGGCAUCCACGUGCUGUGCAUUAAGGACAUGGCGGGGCUACUCAAGCCCCAGGCGGCGACGCUGCUUGUGUCCGCGAUCCGCGCCGAGUUCCCCGACCUGCCCAUCCACGUGCAUACCCACGACACGGCGGGUACGGGCGUGAGCUCCAUGCUUGCGUGUGCGUACGCCGGUGCGGACGCGGUCGACUGCGCGACGGACGCCAUGUCGGGCACGACGUCGCAGCCGUCCAUGGGCGCGCUCGUGGCGGCGCUCAAAAACACGGAGCUCGACACGCGCAUCAACCCCGAGCACAUUAACGACAUCAACGACUACUGGGAAACCAUGCGCGGUGUGUACGCACCGUUCGAGUCGGGUCAAAAGUCUGGGUCCGCCGACGUGUACCACCACGAAAUGCCAGGCGGACAGUACACAAAUCUGCUGUUCCAGUCCAACCAGCUGGGGCUGACGGGGCAGUGGCCAGCCAUCAAGAAGGCAUACGCGACCGCCAACAAGCUGCUCGGGGAUAUCAUCAAGGUCACCCCGUCCAGCAAGGUUGUCGGCGAUUUUGCGCAGUUUUUAGUCCAGAACAAGCUCUCCGAGGACGAUGUACUAGCCCAAGCCGAGACGCUGAGCUUCCCCAAGUCUGUGGUCGAGUACUUCCAGGGGUAUCUGGGCAUCCCGCACCACGGAUUCCCCGAAGCGCUUCGGUCCAAGGUGCUCAAGGGGCGCCUCCUACCCAACGGCAAGUCUGUGUUUGAAGGCCGGCCGGGCGCCGAGCUCGCGCCGUACGACUUUACCGCCGCACACCGCGAGCUCGUCGAAGCGUAUGGGUCCGACAACAUCUCGGAGCUCGACGUGCUGUCCCACGCCAUGUACCCCGCCGUGUUUAAGAACUUUAUGGAGUUCAAGGACAAGUACGGGUCUCUGCACUUUUUGGACACGCGUACGUUUCUCACGGGUCUGAGUGUGGACAAGGAGAUUGAGCUCGAGAUUGAGCACGGCAAGACAGUGUUUGUGCGGCUCGUGGCCGUCGGCGGCAUCUCCAAGAAGGACGGCACGCGCGACGUGAUCUUUGAGCUCAACGGCCGACAGCGCGUGAUCAAGGUGGCCGACGAGAACGCCAGCGUGGGCAAGAUCGAGAAGCUCAAGGCGAGCCCGAAUGUCCCCGGGUCCGUCGGCGCCCCCAUGCCUGGCGUGAUUGUCGAAGUCAAGGUCCAGCGCGGCCAACAAGUUAAAGCCGGCGAGCCGCUGUGCGUGCUCAGCGCCAUGAAGAUGGAAACUGUGGUGGCGGCGCCCGUGUCUGGCAAGGUCAAGGAGCUGCAUGUGGUUGUGGGCGACAGCUUGAAGGCCGGCGAGCUGGUGGUCGAAAUCGACGAGUCGGGCGAAAAGGAGUUGUAAAUAAAUCUAUGGUAGAUAACAUAUUGUCGGAUAGUGCGUACGUACAGAUAAGUUUGUGUACAGAUAUAUCUACUAGUUAGCAGGAUUGCACUGUAUCGCAUAUUGUAUACUUCCUCUGUUCCAG